UCCUUGGCGUAGCGGUGCUGCUGUGGUCGUCUGGGUUACACCCCAGCCGCCCUUAGUGCAGCCGGUGCUGUAGAAAUGGAAAGGCGGACAGCAAAGCUCUUCUAGGAAGGGCGGAUGGAAAUGACGCUGGGUGCAGCUCGGGGUUGGGCUGUAGUUGUGGGACCGGAGUUUCGUCCUCUCCCUGGGGACAGGGCGUGGCCUGGCCUGGUCGUCUCUGGGGCUCUGUUGCCCUCUUCAGGGGGUGGGGGGAACUACCAUGAGGGGCCCUGGCUGAGGGGUGGCGCUUGCUGCAAACACCAGUUCUCAGUGGACUCCACGCCUGCGGUUGCCUGCGGUUGCCCUUCGCGUGCCGGUUUAUUCAGGAAUCUUAAACUGAUGGAGGAGCUGGAGCAAGGCCUGUUGCAGCAGCCAUGGGCAUGGCUACAGCUCACUGAGAACUCCCUCUUGGCCAAGGCUUAUAUCACCAAGCAGGGCUAUGCCUUGCUGGUUUCAAAUCUUCAGCAGGUGUGGCAUGAGCAAAUGGAUACUAGUGAGGUGAGCCAGCGAGCCAAGGAGCUGAAUAAGCGCCUGACUGCACCCCCUGCGGCUUUUCUCUGUCAUUUGGAUAAUCUGCUUCAACCGUUGUUGAAAGAUGGUGCCCAACCUGAUGAAGCUGCUUUCUCCUGUGAUCAUGGGGCAGAGGCACUGAUUCUCCGAGUGCGGAGCGAGCUCUCUGGCCUCCCCUUCUAUUGGCGUUUUCACUGCAGCCUGGCUAGUCCUUCCCUGGUCUCCCAACAUUUGAUUCGUCCCCUGAUGGGCAUGAGUUUGGCAUUGCAAUGCCACGUGAGGGAGCUAGCAACACUGCUUCGAAUGAAAGAUCUAGAGAUCCAGGACUACCAGGAGAGUGGGGCUACACUGAGCAGAGGUCGAUUGAAGACGGAACCAUUUGAGGAAAAUUCUUUCUUGGACAGGUUUUUGGUAGAGAAACUACCAGAAGCCUGUGAUGUCAGCGAUGGAAGGCCCUUUGUUGUGAAUCUGCAGAGUCUAUAUGUGGCAGUCACCAGACAGGAACUCCAAGUGGGACAGAAGCAUCCAGGUGCUGGAGAUCCUGAGACCUCAAGCAGUGCCUCCCCUGGAGGAACUGAUAGCCAUCUUCUGAGCCAGCCAGAACAGCCAGGCUCUUCAGAAGCAUCCCUCUCAGCACUUGAGAAAGAUCCCCUUGGUAUAGCAGGCCUUACACAGAGACCUCAGCUCUCAAAGGCCAAGCGGAAGAAGCCAAGGGGUCUCUUCAGCUAACCUGUCAUGGUCUCUGCUGCUGGCAUGGACCAGCAUAGUUUCCAAGCAUCCCUGGGAUAGGAGCUACAUGGCAGAGUACCUCUCAGGCAGACUUAUGGUCAGAGGCGACUGUUGGGGCAAGAGGACAAAGUCCAUGUCGACAGGCCACCUGAAUGGGACUGUUACCCAAGCGAAGCUCUGUUCUGGCCAGUCUGGCCUUCCCUGUCGAAGUGGAAGCUUGUGUCUGGGAGCCCAGGCUUUCCUCUCUUUUGGUGGAGGUUCUUCAGCCCCAGGGGUCUGCCUCGGACUUCAGUGUAUACAGCCAGUGUGCAAAAUGUGCAACAUGUUAAGAAAGCCUUGUCUCCCUUUCUCUAGAGUCUCCAGCCAGUCCAGGAUGCUCCCCAGAGAGCUACUAUUCUUGUUGGCACAAAAUAAAACCACUUACAAUGCCCUG
Messenger RNA from Octodon degus (degu), 1708 nucleotides. RefSeq names its product non-homologous end joining factor 1 (gene Nhej1). Gene Ontology annotation, molecular function: DNA end binding. Lineage: Eukaryota; Metazoa; Chordata; Mammalia; Rodentia; Octodontidae. Gene Ontology annotation, cellular component: nucleus; DNA ligase IV complex. The record is from RefSeq and is a predicted model, not a curated record. Bases 115 to 1275 code for a protein of 386 amino acids. Gene Ontology annotation, biological process: double-strand break repair via nonhomologous end joining. The transcript is spliced from 8 exons.